GAGCUCCCAGCGCCCCGGAGGCUCCGAGCCCCGGUCACAGCCCGGCGGGGACAGGCGUGGCCCGGCCGGGACCAAGCAGCGCCUCUGGUCCCCGAGCAGCCCGGAGCGGCCGGAGCUCGGCGCGGGCCGUGCUGCACCGAGCAGGGAGGGCGCGCACAGCACCCUCUGCUCUGCUCUCUGCAGUUUCCUCCCUGCAAUUCCUUCGCUUCCUUCCCUGCUCGGCAGCACGGUGAGGAUGGACGCUGGCUCGGCCGGGCUGCUCGUCGCUCUGCUCCUCCUCCUCCUCUCCUUCCUGUGGUUCCUGGUCUGGAGGAGUGACCCCAAGAGGAGCCGCCUGCCUCCUGGCCCAGCUCCGUGGCCCAUCCUGGGCAACCUGGGGCAGAAGGAUGUCCUGCCCCUGUACAAGCACUACGAGAAGCUCAGCAGCACCUACGGCCCCAUCUUCACCGUGUGGCUGGGGCUGAAGCCGAUGGUGGUGCUCUGCGGGUACGAGGCGGUGAAGGACGCCCUGGUGGGACACUCCGAGGAGUUUGGGGGCAGACCCUCCAUCCCCCUCCUGAUGCAGCUCUCCAAAGACUACGGAUUUGUCUCCAACGAUGAGAAGAAGUGGCGGGAGCUGCGGAGGUUCACACUCAGCACCCUGCGGGACUUCGGCAUGGGGAAGAGCUCCAUGUCCCAGAAGGUGCAGCAGGAGGCUCAGCACCUGGUGGAGCUGCUGGCAGAGCUCAAAGGCAAUGCCUUUGAGCCCAUGACCAUGUUCAGACACGCCGUGUCCAACGUGAUCUGCUCCGUGGUCUUCGGGAGCCGCUACAGCUACAGCGACGCGGCUUUCCUGGAGCUGCUCAACGCCAUCGGGAACUACAUCAGCUUCUUCCUGUCCCCCGUGGCCAAGGUGUACAACACCUUCCCCAGCAUCAUGGACCGGCUCCCGGGGCCGCACAAGAAGGUCCUGGCCGACUGCCAGAAGCUGAAGGACCACAUCCAGGAGAAGGUGCAGUUCCACCAGCUGACUCUGGACUCCAGCUGCCCGCGGGACUACAUCGACUGUUUCCUGAUAAGAGCAGAGAAGGAGAAAGACAGCCCAGAGAAGAUGUACAGCCACGAAGACCUGGUCAUGUCUGUGUUCAACCUCUUCGGGGCCGGGACGGUGACGACCAGCAACACCCUGGUGUUCUUCCUGCUGAUGCUGGCAAAGCACCCCCACAUCCAAGCCAAGGUCCAGGAGGAGAUCGAUGCCGUGGUGGGCACUGGCCGUGCCCCCAGCACGGAGGACAAGCUGCGGAUGCCCUACACCAACGCCGUGAUCCACGAGCUGCAGCGCUUCCACAAGUCCCGCAUCGAGAACUUCCCGCGCAUGGCGACGCAGGACGUCCUGUUCCGGGGCUACUCCAUCCCCAAGGGCACUCCUGUUAUUCCGGUACUUUCCUCUGUGCAUUCGGAUCCAACCCAGUGGGAGAACCCCAAAAAAGUGGACCCCACACACUUCCUGGAUGAGAAGGGCGAGUUCAGGAAGCGCGAGGCUUUCAUGGCAUUCUCAGCAGGGAAGCGGAUGUGCCCGGGGGAGGCGCUGGCCCGCAUCGAGCUCUUCCUGUUCAUCACCACGCUGCUGCAGAGCUUCACCUUCCAGCUGGUCACGGAGCACAGGGAGCUGGAUUUGUUCUCCCUGUGGCUCGAGAUCGAGAGGAGGGCGAUCCCGGGCAAGUUCUUCGCUCUCCCACGCUCGGUGUCCUCCUGAGCUGGGAGAGCAGCACAAGGAAAGGCUCUCCAGGUGCCUCCAGCCCUGCCCCAGAGCGAGCCCUGUGGCCACGAGGGCACAGCCACCACAGGAGGGACACUUUGGGCUUGGAGCUUCUCUUCUGAGAACUGUCAGGCACCUGUGCCACCAGCUCCACGAGCAGCCUGCUCCCAGCCCUUCCCUCCCCAUCCCAGGAACACGAGGAAGGUGGCAGUGCUUCUCCUCCCCCAUCCCAUCCCAUCCCAUCCCCAAUCCCAUCCCAUUCCCAAUCCCAUCCCAUCCCUGCUAUUUGAGCUCCUCCUGGCAGGGCUCCCUGGGGCUCCUGGCUGGGCGGGGGCUCCCUCAGUUUGGUGAAGCAUUCAGAGCAAUAAACAUAGCCAUCACAACAGGAUGCUGGUGUUUAUAAGAA
Haemorhous mexicanus (house finch) is the source of this 2144-nucleotide messenger RNA. RefSeq names its product cytochrome P450 2C5-like. The coding region runs from base 236 to 1735 and encodes 499 amino acids. The record is from RefSeq and is a predicted model, not a curated record. Gene Ontology annotation, cellular component: cytoplasm; intracellular membrane-bounded organelle. Gene Ontology annotation, molecular function: heme binding; iron ion binding; oxidoreductase activity, acting on paired donors, with incorporation or reduction of molecular oxygen, reduced flavin or flavoprotein as one donor, and incorporation of one atom of oxygen. Gene Ontology annotation, biological process: xenobiotic metabolic process. The transcript has 9 exons. Lineage: Eukaryota; Metazoa; Chordata; Aves; Passeriformes; Fringillidae.